UUGUUGCUAAUUCCUCGGUCUGUACUGCCUGCCUCUCUGGCUGCCUCCUUUUUCCUUUCCUACCCCCCUCACCUGCCAUUGUGUCCACUGCAAUUUUCGUAGCUCCCAAUUCGUUGCUCUGUUACGCAUUUGAGCUUCUUCUGCGCCACGGAGAGUAGUAGUAGUAUCCUCUCUACCCCUGUAGCGCUGCCAACCAUCGCCACUCGCCACGCUGCUGUAAUUUCCUGUCAUGGCAACUUACCAGUUCCUUGGCACGGUCGCUCUUGGUAGCCAUGUCCACGGCCACGGCCACGCGCAGAAUUCUGUCUUCCUUGCGUCAUCGCCGCUGCGUGCUGAUUGCUUGGGUUGUGGUUGUGGUGGGAGACUGUCACUCAAGGAUGCUACUAAGUUUCGGUUUGGAAACAGAGUGAUUGAGAAACGGGAUCGGGGGAUGGUGGUUGCGGAUUUGCAGAAUCCUAAGACAGUGAAGGGAGGUUGCGGUUCUGUCUUCGAGGACGUUCCUCACUUGACUGACUGGCUUCCAGACCUUCCGAUAUUUGGAAACCCCUUGAAGUUCAACCCAGCAUAUUCCGCUGUUAAACAGUACUUUGUGGACGACGAUGAUGUUGUUGCGAAAGACAUAGUGGUGACCAUGGAAAAUGCUGGGGCUGGUCUUCACUUUAGACGUGCUGGACCAAGAGACAAGAUUUACUUCAGGUCAGAAGAGGUGAAGGCAUGCAUUGUUACGUGCGGUGGUUUAUGCCCUGGUCUCAAUACUGUGAUCCGUGAGAUUGUCAGUGGGCUUUGGUAUCAAUAUGGCGUUCGGGAAAUAUACGGAAUUGAUGGAGGUUACAGAGGUUUCUAUGCACGCAAUACAAUUGCUCUAAAUCCAAAAGUGGUGAGUGACAUUCAUAAGAAAGGUGGCACCAUUUUGGGAACCUCACGUGGCGGCCACGAUACGAUGAGGAUCGUUGAUUCUAUUGAGAACCGAGGAAUUAAUCAGGUAUACAUCAUAGGUGGGGAUGGCACUCACAAAGGUGCAAAAGCCAUUCAUGAGGAAAUCAUUAAGCGGGGUUUAAAAGUCGUUGUUGCGGGCAUCCCCAAAACUAUUGACAACGACAUUGAUAUAAUUGAUAAGUCCUUCGGGUUCGACACUGCCGUGGAAGAAGCACAACGAGCAAUCAAUGCAGCUCAUGUGGAAGCUGAGAGUACUCAUAAUGGUGUGGGGGUGGUCAAACUCAUGGGUCGUUAUAGCGGCUAUAUUGCCAUGUACGCUACUCUUGCAAGUCGCGAUGUGGACUGCUGCUUGAUUCCGGAAGUGCCGUUCUUUCUGGAAGGGGAGGAUGGCUUGUAUGAGUUUGUUUACCGCAGGCUGAGAGAUAAUGGCCAUAUGGUGCUAGUUGUAGCAGAAGGUUCAGGGCAGGAGCUCAUUGCUGAAAGCCUUGGUCCAUUGGACAAGUUGAGUGAUGCAUCUGGCAAUCGCCUUUUGCUUGACGUGGGUCUUUGGCUUUGUCAGAAGCUAAAGGAACAUUUUCCCAAAGUUUACAACGAUCCUAUCACGCUCAAGUACAUAGAUCCAACUUACAUGAUUCGAGCUGUACCGAGUAUUGCAUCUGAUAAUGUUUACUGCACCUUGUUGGCGCAUAGUGCCAUCCAUGGUGCUAUGGCUGGUUUCUGUGGAUUCACUGUUGGCCCUGUCAAUAACCGCCAUUGCUACAUACCAAUUUCUCGAGCUGUUGAGAAACAGCGCCAUGUAAAUACAAGCGAUCGUAUGUGGGCUCGCUUACUGUCAUCCACGCACCAGCCCAACUUUUUGCGGUACAAAACUGUUCUGAAGGAGAAACGGGACCAUCAGCUAAAGAAUGCGAAAGUCGACGAUGUUAAACUAGACCAAAACCUUUCCGGACUGACUGCUUCACACAGCUUACCAAUAGAUUCUUAGAGCAAGUGUACUUAUCUGGAAUUGCUUUGGUGCGAAUUAUAGUUAAUGUAAAGAGCCUUCAAUGGUCCCAUUGGCGCGAGUGCAUUGGUCAUGAUGAUAGUUAGCAUUACCUCAUGGAUCUAAACCAUAUCAACUUAUUAUAAAUGUCCUUUUUCGCAUACCCACGCAACAAGGUUAUUGAGACCCUGCCCAUAGUUGGACGGGCCAUAGUAUGGUGGUAAGCACCAUGCACUAAUAUGGAAAAUGACCCCAAUGAAACAUAUAUAGACUAUAACUGCAAAACCUAAGCAUGGUUACUUGUGAUCAUUUCAACCAU
Molecule: messenger RNA, 2237 nt
Organism: Physcomitrium patens
Lineage: Eukaryota; Viridiplantae; Streptophyta; Bryopsida; Funariales; Funariaceae
Product: ATP-dependent 6-phosphofructokinase 6
Biological process (GO): fructose 6-phosphate metabolic process; glycolytic process
Molecular function (GO): ATP binding; 6-phosphofructokinase activity
Source: RefSeq, a predicted model, not a curated record